AUGGAUCCAUACAAGCUGCGGGAGUUCUGCUCUUCUGCAAUUCCGCAUACAACCACCGGCUUGAGACUUGAGAGCCCUAGAUUGCAAGCUCCUGAAUUCGCACCCAUGGCCGCGCCCGCGCAGAGCCCGCUCCGCCGCUGGAAGCCCUUCUUCCGCGCCUUCGACUCCAUCGACGCCGCCAUGGAGGCCUUCGACCCGGUAGAGUUCUCCCGCCGCGAGUUCCGGGCCGCAAGGGGCGACAUCGUCGAACGCCUCUGCGACGCCGACGACGACGACCAAGUGGAGCGGCUCUGCCUCCUGCUCGACGACGUCAUGGCGGAGUCCCUCGAGACGCUCAGGCUGGUCCCGCUCAUGCCCACGGUGCUCGCCAAAACCGACCUCGCCAAGUGCGUCCGCGCGCUGCACAAGGAUCACCACUCGGAGCGCGUCCGCGUCCUCGCCGGCGGCAUCGUCGCCGCGUGGAGGGCUUCCGUCAAGGACGACGACGCCAAGGUCAGAGAGGUCACGCACAAGGUGGAGAACCUGCCGCAGCCCAAGACGAUGGACCAUCGGACGCAACCUGCCAAGAUCCCGGAGACAUCCGCCAAGAAGACGGUCAGAAAUGCCAUGCCCCCCAAGCUCCUGGACAACCUGCCGCAGCAGCUCAAGACGAUGGACCAUCCGACGCAACCUGCCAAGAUCCCGGAGACACCCGCCAAGAAGAAGACGGUGGAGAUCACAACAAACAGAGCGUCUGAUCCCGUUCCCGUCGCCCCGGGCCUCAUCUUCCGCGGCGACCGUGUCGGGCUCGUCUCCGAGGAGAAGAUGCUAGCUGCAAAACGCAAGUUCAACCAAGCGUACCGGGAGGCAGAGGACGCCAAGCGGCAACGCCUGCCAAUCAAGGUGGUGGCGCCGGAGAUGAUCAAGCAAAUGCAGAAGAGGAAGCAUCCAAUCCUGACGGAGAGGAGACAAGCGAGGUGCGGCAGCUCCAUGAUCAAGAAGACCCUCACCGUCACCAGGCUGCCUUCACAUCAUAGGGUUUAG
Lolium perenne is the source of this 1023-nucleotide messenger RNA. NCBI's taxonomy places the organism in Eukaryota, Viridiplantae, Streptophyta, Magnoliopsida, Poales, Poaceae. The record is from RefSeq and is a predicted model, not a curated record.